This is a messenger RNA of Populus trichocarpa (black cottonwood), 1301 nucleotides long. RefSeq lists its product as uncharacterized. The transcript is spliced from 6 exons. Lineage: Eukaryota; Viridiplantae; Streptophyta; Magnoliopsida; Malpighiales; Salicaceae. Bases 66 to 971 code for a protein of 301 amino acids. The record is from RefSeq and is a predicted model, not a curated record.
UUUAUCAUAAAACGUAAAAACAGAAAAAUAAAAGAAAGUCUAUAACAAAACAAAAACACAGAAAAAUGGAAGAUUUAUGGAACAGAGCGAAGGUAUUCGCAGAAGAAGCAGCGAAGAAAUCCCAAACCCUAACAACUUCUUCCAACAAGAUCGCCGAUUUAGUCGCUGAAACCGCCAAGAAAUCCAAAGAACUUGCCUUGGAAGCCUCCAAAAAAGCCGAUGAGUUCAAAGUCGCCGCUCUUAAACAAGCCGAUCAGAUCCAAAUCAAGUCCAUUUCCGAUAUCAUCCCUCCUCAGCUGUCCUCUCUCUCCAUCGUUAAUACCAAUGCCUUCUCUUCCUCCUCCUCCUCUUCCGGCUCUGUUGUUUCCGAGUCGGAGCUCCGGAAGUUUGGUGUUACUGAUGAUCUGAGAGAUUUUGUCAAAGGAUUGACUUCUGUUACUUUUCAGAACUUUCCAGUUGAAGAUGAAGGAGAGCCGUCUGACGUGGAGACAACGGAGUCAAAUGUACGGAAGGAUCUUAGUGAAUGGCAGGAGAGACAUGCUACUUUUGUUCUCACCACCGUUAAGCAAAUUUCGAAGUUGCGAUAUGAGUUGUGUCCGCGUGUGAUGAAAGAAGGGAGAUUCUGGAGGAUUUAUUUCAUUCUUGUCAGCACUCAUGUUGGGCCGUAUGAGAAGCAGUAUACGGAGGAGGUUAAGCGCAAAGCAGAAGAGCAGAUACAACAUGAAAAGGCAAAGGAAAGUUAUGUGGUUGGGGAGAAUUCUUCUAAAUCAGAAUCAACGCCUAAGAACCUGAAAACUGAGACAUCCUCAGUUGAGCAGGACUUGGACUCAUUUCUUUUGGGAGAUCUUGAAGACAGCGAUGGGGGUCCAGAUGAUGGUGAUGCGAGCUUUGAUGAUGAUUUUGACAAGAUUGACAAUUCUGAUGUUGAAGAUGAGAAGCAUUUGAAGAAGGCGACAGGUACUACAGAUUAGCUUGAUGAUAAUUGAAGAGAUUAUGGAGGUGGGGGGGGGGGGGGGGGGGGGAGCUCCUGUAAAGAAUGGAAAAGGACCGGUAAAAGGAAUACAUAAGCAACACUUAUUGGUGUAUCUCAAUAUUCAAAAUCAUGGUUCUAAAGAGGUGCAUAGUAGCUGGGAAAUUUGUGCUUUGCUGUAGAUCAUAUGUGUUCUUUCAUUUGUUUCAAUGGUAAGUUACGAUGCCUGUUUGUCUAAAAGAUUGGGGGAAGUUGACUUGCCUUGUAUACUCUAUUUCUUGGAACAGUUGAUUCAAGAAUUUUCAGUUCAAUUUGGAAACAUAUUGAAGUA